GUUAUAAAUAUGAAAAGUAGUGUCAUAUGUCAUUUCAUUAAAUCGUAAAUGAACAGUGAAAAAUGGUAACUAUUUAGUGUUGAAAAUGACAAGAAAAUCCUAGAAAUGGACAGACAAAACGGGUUCUAUUUAAAUCCACAAAUCUUUUCUACACCACCACCAAAUUACCAUCAGUUGCAGGCAUCUGCGUCAAAGCAAUGGAAUUUCAAAUCACCCCCACCUAGUAUACAAGGAACGGCAGUCAACGAACAUUCACCAAGUCCAACUAAAAGCUUCAAAAGAGACCCUCCACCAAGUCCAGCUCAAAGUUACAUUUCGGAAAUCACCCCUUCACCAAGGCCACCUUUCAGCACUACCCCGGUAUAUCCAUUUUCAUAUGUUGAAAAUCAAUCAGUUGGAAGCUUUAAUGUAGCUCAAACUCCAUCAUCUUUUUCAAUUGCAUCAUCUACGAGUCUAGUUGAGGAAACAAAUCGCUAUGCAAAUGUUCUUGCAUUGUAUUACAAGAAAGGAUAUGCUGGUGAUAGAAGUUCCUCUUCCUUUCUAAAACCCACCGAUACUUUCCCAACCACCACAGAACCUCAUCUAUUCCAACAUCCCCCAUGUCUGCCACCGUUACCUUCUCAGCCGCCACCACCGCCACCCCAGAACCCGCCUCCUCCACAAACUCCCCCUCCCCUAUCUCUCUCUUCAGUUUCAACGUCAUCACAGUAUAGGUCUUCGCAUAAUUCAUCUCAGCAGCAUUCUCAUACUUACUCGAAGAAUUUCUACAACUAUAAGAGGCAAUCAGAUUCUGAAGACUAUCACAAAAAGAAUGCGAAGAAAAGAAAGAAACCACUGUCGCAGAAUAUUCCCCAGAGAAAGGACUGGUCGGUGCAAGAUGCAAAAAGGGCCCUUGAUGUUGAAAAAGAGAGCAACAAGAGAUCAAAGAGGCAGUCACUUAUUAUCAAGUUUCCAGAUCUGGAGUUAAACAGGGAAAUUGUAUCAAACUUCCAUCCAAGUAUUGAAAACGUGCAUUUCCAACAACCUUCCACACCAAGAUUUUGUUUUGUUACUUUGAGAGAUUCUGCUGAUCCAGAAAGAGUCAUUAACCAACUGAAUAAAAUUCCAUUUGGGCAAGGUCAUCUUAUAGCUGAGUACAAGAAGGAUCGAGAAGAAGAUUUAAAUAUAGGACCUGAAGAUAUUGAUCCCUUAACGCUGUAUGUGGGUAAUCUGGCACAGGAAGUCACUAAAGAAGACAUGGUUAAAUGCUACCCCAGACAGAAAAGGAUAGACAUUGGUUACGCUAAAAAGAUGAAGUAUACAAGAUAUGCUUUUGUGUCAUUCAAGUGUGUUGAAGAUUCAAUUGAAGCUUUUCAACGCACGCAUGCUUCACAAAUGUAUUCUAAGAGUUUAAUUGUGAGAUUUCGCAGACUUCAUGGUACAGUAGGAAUGCCAGGAGAACCUAAGCCUCAGUCAUCCCAAAGAACUGACAUUGAAACUCCAUCAAACUUUGCCACAUCCCUGGAUGAAAAAAAAAUUGAAGAGCAAGAAAAUCAGUCAACACCAUGGGAUAUAGACGUUUCUAAGUGGGAUGUUGAUACUGACAUAGUGAAACAGGAACGUCCUGAAACCCCCCAAACUGAUGAAGAACUCGACAUCAAACCAGCUAUUCCACUAAAAUCUAGGUUCAUGCCUGGAUCUUUAGAACUAGCAAUUUCUUCACAUAGGCCUAACAUUAUGAAAAUUGAGUCGGAAGAAUAUAAUGAUUCUGCUGGAAUUACCUCUGAACAAUCAGUUGAUGUUAUUACAAGAGGAACUAAUUGUGAAAAUAGUGAGAAUAGUAGUUCAAUAAUCGAAAUUGAUGAAGAAUUGAAUGUAAAUGAUAUCAAUAGUAGGAUUAAAAAAGAACAAAUUGAGAUCAGCAAUGAACCCACAACAUACGACAUGCUGAGAUCCCUGAACAACAAAAUUAAAAAUUACUGUGGUGAGAGACCUGAACUGAAUACUGUUGUAAUUAAAAAAGAGAAUAUGGAAGAUAGCGUCUGUAAUGAAAUAAAUUCACCUGAGAAUGAUGGAGAUUAUAUUGAUUGUCAUUUUACAAGGAAUGUUAAAAAAACAACAACUUCUCUUUUCUCUAAAAGCAUUCGUAAUAGAGACUUUGUUUCACAAAAUAAAUAUGGAGGUACUAUUGAUCAACUCUCUAAGCGUUCUAGAGACCUCAAUAAAAAUAUAAAAACACCUGCUGGCACAAAUGACAAUCAAAAAAAUUUCAUAAGUAACAUUCAGAGUGAAUUAUUGGAAAAACAAGGAAGUGACAGAGAACUUGAUAAAUGUUCCACUGAAACACUGGCUGAUCCUAGUAGUCAUAGUAUUCCGAAAAAUAAUGAAGUUGUAUCUCACUCCAAUAAAGGGACAAUCCAGAAUAAUAUGAAAAGUCAAUCUAGAUCAGUGGAGAAGACAGAUUAUGGUCAGCUAACGGAAAAGAUGACUAUCAGUGUCUCGGUUCAAAAUGAUGAGCCCAGGAUUGAUUUUAACGAAUCUUCAAAUGAAAGAAGUAGAAUUAUGCUUGACACAAAUAUGACUGGGAACGAAUGUAGUAAUAAAGGUCCGUCAAAUAUAACACACAAAAAUAUUCUGAAAUGUACUGAUCUUGGAAAUAACAAAAAAUCAAUAAAUGAUUACAAAGAACAAACUACCUCACAUUCUUCAAUAAAACUUGUUGGUAGCAAAGAUGCACCGAAGCUUGACCAAAAAGGAAAAGAGGAUUCUCGAGCAAUAGCGUCUCUCAAUCGAAAUGCAACAUCAAAAAAUCAUUUCAAUGAACAGAUGAAAGAGAAAAUCACUUUGAUGACAGAUAGCAGUAUCAAGAUAAAUAUAGGUCAGAAUAUAGGUGAUAAAGAAAAUGUGACCCAAAUGAAAGAUGUUGAUUUGGGGACUAUGACUUCCUUACAGUUGAACAAGGAAAGUGGUGAAAGUCCAAAAAUACAACACGUUUUCUCACUGAGAGGAAACGAAAAUACAGAAUUCUCAAAAGAGAGUUUUGAGAAAACUAGCUCUUUGGUUGAAACGUUGCCAAAUAAUGAUAACAAAAAUUCAUCUAAUGAUCAGGACAAAAUAGGAGGAAAUCCAAUUCCAGAAGGUUUACCAUUUGAGAAUGACAUUGGAAUUAGUGAUUGGAUGUCAGCUGAUAUCAAACCUGAACCUGUGGAUGAGGAUGAAACGAAUGAUGGAGAUGAAGAUGACUCAAGUGAUGACAAUCUUAAUUUCAACAGUUUCCUCAGUGGAAACAAGAAUAAAACCAGGAAGAAAAAAUUGAAUUGAUCAUUUGUGAACCCAACCUAUUUUAUUUAUUACCUGUACAUAUUUUGAUUUCAUUUAUUUUUAUUGUUGUGAAUGUAUUGUAAGUUUUUAUCUAUUUAUUGUAAUAUAGUAUUGUAAUAU
Messenger RNA from Leptinotarsa decemlineata (Colorado potato beetle), 3420 nucleotides. RefSeq names its product RNA binding domain-containing protein painting of fourth (gene Pof). The record is from RefSeq and is a predicted model, not a curated record. Gene Ontology annotation, molecular function: RNA binding. Lineage: Eukaryota; Metazoa; Arthropoda; Insecta; Coleoptera; Chrysomelidae.